This is a messenger RNA of Bombina bombina (fire-bellied toad), 16074 nucleotides long. Its product is annotated as mucin-2-like. The record is from RefSeq and is a predicted model, not a curated record. The transcript has 60 exons. Gene Ontology annotation, cellular component: extracellular matrix. Lineage: Eukaryota; Metazoa; Chordata; Amphibia; Anura; Bombinatoridae. The coding region runs from base 1 to 16074 and encodes 5357 amino acids. Gene Ontology annotation, molecular function: protein binding.
AUGGGGACUUUGGGUCCAGUUAUCUGGAUCCUGCCUGCAAUCCUUAUUCAUUGUUCUGCUACAGUUCUACAAAGAGUAUUGAAUGCCCCGCACAACGGUCGCGUCUGCAGUACAUGGGGACAAUCUCACUAUAAGACUUUUGACGGAGAGAUCUUCCAGUUCCCAGGAACCUGCAACUACGUUUUCUCCUCCCACUGCCAGAACACCUAUGACUUUGACAUCCAAAUCCGACGCUCCCCUGGUCAGGGAGAUACAUCCUUGUCUAAGAUUGUGAUGAAGUUGGAGGGUUCAGUUAUUGAGAUGAAGAGAGCAGAAGUCUUAGUUUCAGGCAAAAGGGUGUCUCUGCCAUACAGCCAGCAGGGAGUGCAAAUACAGAGGAGCAGCCUGUAUAUAACAGUGUUAUCCAAAACUGGUCUUGUCUUUAUGUGGAACGAGGACGAUGCUAUCAUGCUGGACCUGCCAACCAAAUAUAUCAACAGCACGUGCGGGUUGUGCGGUAAUUACAACAGUAAAGCACAGGACGAAUUUCAUAUGAAUGGAAUGCAACUGACCCCUCUGCAGUUUGGAAACUUGCAAAAGUGGAACGGACCCACAGAACGGUGUGAAGAUCUUUUACCAUCUGCCCCCAAAAACUGCAGCGACUGUAAGGAGAUAUGUUCCCGCUUGCUGACCAGUUCAGCCUUUGCAGACUGUGAGCUGCGCGUUCCCGUGGGUGCCUACGUAGAUUCCUGUGUGUUGGAUCUGUGCAGCUGCAAUUCUCCUACUGAUGUAUCCUGUCUCUGUGCCUCCCUGGCUGAGUACUCACGGCAAUGCGCCCAUGCUGGUGGGAAGCCUCAAUCCUGGAGAAAUCAGGAUUUGUGCAAGAGAAGUUGUCCUAUGAACAUGACCUACAUGGAAUGUGGCACCCCAUGUAUGGAUACCUGCUCAAACCAACAGAGGGCGCUAAUGUGUGAAGAACAUUGUGUAGACGGCUGCUUCUGCCCCCCUGGAACUGUAUUUGAUGACAUUGACAACAGAGGCUGUGUGCCAGUGUCUGAGUGCUUCUGUACCUACAACAAUAGAAAAUACGCACCAGGAGAAUCCUACGGCAGCAACUGCCGCACAUGCGCCUGUAAAGGAGGUCAAUGGAGCUGCAAGACUCUGCCGUGUCCUGGACACUGUUCUCUUGAAGGGGGAUCUCAUGUUCACACCUAUGAUGGGGGUCACUACAACUUUCAUGGAGACUGUAGUUACAUCUUUACUAAGGACUGUAAAUCGAGCACGUUCACAGUGCUGGUCGAGCUGAGAAGAUGCGGCGUAACAGAUACUGAGACUUGUCUGAAGAGCGUUACCCUAUCCCUGGAUAAAGGAAUUACUGUUGUAACAGUUAAAUCUUCUGGAACUGUUCUCCUGAACGGAAUCUACACACAGAUACCUCUGGUCACAGAAAACAUUGCAGUUUUCCAGCCAUCAUCUUUUUACCUGAUUAUUCAGAGUUUUAAUGAUAUUCAGAUUCAAGUCCAGCUUUUACCCAUCAUGCAACUAUUUAUGGUUCUGAAACCUAAAUUCCAGGGAGACACAUGUGGUCUAUGUGGAGACUUUAACAAUGUGCAGACAGAUGAUUACCGAUCACUGGGUGGAGUCUUGGAAGGGACGGCUGCUGCCUUUGCCAACACAUGGAGGAGUCAAGGAGAUUGUUAUGAUGUGAAGGAAAUCUUUGACAAUCCCUGUUCACGCAGCAUUGAAAAUGAGAAAUACGCUCAGUAUUGGUGCUCUCUGCUCUCAGACACCAACGGUCCCUUUGCCCCCUGUCAUGACACAGUGAAUCCCAUCAUCUACCAGAAGAACUGUAUGUACGACAGUUGUAACUACGAGAAGAGUGAGGACAGCGUGUGCGCAGCUAUGUCAUCCUAUGCCCGAGCCUGUGCUAUUGAUGGCGUCAGUUUGGAUGGGUGGAGAGACAGCUUCUGUGGUAAAUACACUAAUGACUGCCCAAAGAACUCUACUUACCAGUACUCCAUAAAGUCCUGCCAGAAAACCUGCCGCUCUCUCAGUGAGCCUGACCUCAGCUGCAGUGUCAGCUUCACCCCAUUGGACGGCUGCGGAUGCCCUAAGGGCACCUUCUUUGAUGACAGUGGGUCUUGUGUGCCAGCCAGGAUGUGCCCAUGUUAUUACAAAGGCUCUGUAAUUCCCCCAGGAGAGGUCAUUUAUGAUAACAAUGCCAUGUGUACCUGUCAAAGUGGAAGACUAAGCUGUGUUGGAAAACCACCCAGUUUUAAUGAAUGUCCACCCAACAUGGUGUAUUUUGAUUGUGCUAAGUCCUCUAAGGGAGCUAAAGGUACCGAAUGCCAAAAGACCUGCCAGACCCUGGACAUGGAGUGUUUCAGCAUUCAGUGCGCUUCGGGGUGUAUGUGUCCCAAAGGACUUGUACUCAAUAAUAAUGGCAGAUGUAUCCCUGAAAAGGAGUGUCCUUGUGUACAUAACGGUGAUAUCUACCAGAGUGGUGCCACCAUUCAGCAAGACUGUAACACAUGCGUCUGUAAUAACCGGAAAUGGCAGUGUACAAAGAAAGAAUGCUCCAAGACCUGUGCGGUUUAUGGAGAGGGGCAUUAUGUAACCUUUGAUGGGAAGCGUUAUGACUUUAAUGGAGACUGUGAAUAUACUCUAACACAGGAUUAUUGCACUUCCAACUCAGGAAAAGGGACGUUCCGAGUUCUGUCUGAGAACAUUCCGUGUGGGAGUAUUGGGGCCACUUGCUCUAAAGCCAUUAAAGUGUUUCUGGGGAACUUUGAGCUGAAGCUGAGUGAAGGAGUCUUUGAAGUUCUGGAGAGAGACAUUGGCAGUGAGGUCCCUUAUCAAGUCAGGCAGAUGGGUAUCUACCUUGUGAUUGAAGCUAAGGAUGGACUCAUUCUUAUGUGGGACAAGAAAACCAGCAUCUUAAUCAGGCUAAGCCCAAAAUUCAAGGGUAAGGUUUGUGGACUUUGUGGUAAUUACGAUGGCAGCGUGUCCAAUGAAUUUACUACAAGGGCUUUGUCAGUAGUUGUCAAUGAGCAAAAGUUUGGGAACAGCUGGAAAGCCUCUCCCAUAUGCCUUGAUGCCCAGCGACUUAGAGAUCCUUGUGUUGCUAACCCGUAUCGCCAACCCUGGGCACAGAAACAUUGCAGCAUCAUAAUGAGUACCGUUUUUGCAAAAUGCCAGUCAAUGGUUGACCCCACACCAUACUACGAGGCAUGUGUACGAGACACCUGUGCGUGUGAUUCUGGAGGAGACUGUGAGUGUUACUGCACAGCUGUUGCCGCAUACGCCGCAGCUUGUAACAAUGCUGGAAUCUGUAUAGCAUGGAGAAGCCCUGAGAUUUGUCCGUUGUUCUGUGAUUACUACAAUCCGGAAGGUGAGUGCGAGUGGCACUACAAACCGUGUGGAGCUCCCUGCAUGAAGACUUGUAGGAAUCCCAGUGGGAAAUGCAUGAACCAGCUGCCUGGAUUGGAAGGAUGUUAUCCAAAAUGUCCCAAAGACCGUCCUUUCUUUGAUGAGGACAUAAUGCGAUGUGUUGCUCAAGCAAACUGUGGUUGUUAUGACGACGAUGGCAAACGAUACAGUAUAGGGGAUAUGGUUCCAUCCUACAGAAAUUGUGAAACAUGUAUCUGCACCAAAAAGGGACGACGGUGCCAAACAGAUCUCCAAGCUUGUUAUUGUUACUAUGGAAAUAUGAAAUAUGACUAUGGAGAGGUCAUCUACAACACUACUGAUGGUAUCGGCGGCUGCAUAACAGCAACAUGCACAUUUAAUGGAACAAUUAGCAGAAAAGUCUACCCAUGUGUCCGAACCACUAAGGCUCCAACCACAACCUUCCAUUUUGAUACAACCACAUCACCUCUAAAUCUCUCCACAACAGCUCCAGUGAGUCCAACCUCUGUAGUAUGUUUGGAGGAAGUCUGCAGCUGGUCAGUGUGGUAUGACAUCAGUAGGCCUAAAUAUGGUGAAAAUGAAGGCGACUUUGAAACUUUUGAAAAGAUAAGUGAAAGCGGUCAUUCCAUUUGUAAAGUCCCAUCAAAGGUGAAAUGUCGAGCACAGAAGUUCCCUAAUAUUCCAGUUGAAGACUUGGGUCAGAUCAUUCAGUGUAACAACUCUUUAGGCCUUAUUUGUAAAAACAGAGACCAAUUUUCUCAGCUCUGCUUUAACUAUGAGAUCCGUAUACUGUGCUGUAAUUAUGUUCCCUGCAGACAGUCAACCAAAUAUCCUUCAAGUCUAAUCGCUACAUCUUCACAACCUAUGUCUGUACCACUAUUAGUAAAAACAACUAUUCUUACUACUGAACGCAUGAAAGUCACAACUAGACCAGUGACAGCUGAAAAAGAAUCUACAUCACAAAAACCUAUUUCACUGAAAACUACUAAGGUGUCUACAACAUCUGGUAAAGUCACAUCUACAAAAACGACUACAUUUGGUGUAAAAAGUACCACAAAAAAGCCAUCUUCCAAAACUACUACAAAUUCUGAAAAAUCAUCUACAUCACAAAAACUUAUUUCUGAGAAGACUACAAUAGUAUCAACUACAUCUGGAAAAACAAGUAGUAAAGCAGUUACUACUAACAUUAAAAGUACAACUAAAUCAUCCACUUCUAAGGUAUCCACAGCAUCGGUUAAAGCAACAACAAAGCAAGCUUCUUCCAGAUUUACCACAGUGUUUCUUAAAACAACAUCUGAAUCAUCAUCUGAAGAAGAAAGUACAUCCAAGAGACCUGUUUCUGAGAAAACUGCUAAAGUAUCUACAGCAACUAGUAAAAUAACAUCUGCUAAAAGGUCCACUCCAUUUGAAAUGGGUACUACAAAAGGUGCAUCUUCAAAACUAACAACCAGUUUCCAAAGGAAAACAACUGAGUCAUCAGAAGAAGAAUCUACCUCUCAUAAACCUAUUUCAACAAGAAAUACAAAGGUGUCAACCUCAUAUGGAAAGUUUUCAAGCACUAAAACAGUUACUCCUAUUAAAGUAACAACAAAGCAAGCUUCUUCCAGAUUUACCACAGGGUUUCUUAAAACAACAUCUGAAUCUUCCUCAGAAGAAGAAAGUACAUCCAAGAAAUCUAUUUCUGUUAAAACUACUAAAAUUUCUACAGCGACUGGUAAAAUGACAUCUGCUAAAGGGUCCACAACAUUUAAAAUGGGUACUACAAAAGGAGCAUCUUCAAAACUAACAACAGGUUUCAACAUGAAAACAACUGGGUCAUCAGAGGAAGAAUCAUCUGAAUCAUCAUCUGAAGAAGAAAGUACAUCCAAGAAACCUAUUUCUGGGAAAACUACAAAAGUUUCUACAGCAACUGGUAAAAUAACAUCUGCUAAGAGGUCCAGUCCAUUUGAAACUGGUACUACAAAAGGAGCAUCUUCAAAACUAACAACCAGUUUCCAAAGGAAAACAACUGAGUCAUCAGAAGAAGAAUCCACCUCUCGUAAACCUAUUUCAACAAGAACUACAAAGGUGUCAACCUCAUAUGGAAAGUUUUCAAGCACUAAAACAGUUACUCCUAGUAUAAAAACAACUAAACCAUCCACUUCUAAGGUAUCCACUGCAUCAGUUAAAGUAACAACAAAGCAAGCUUCUUCCAGAUUUACCACAGGGUUUCUUAAAACAACAUCUGAAUCUUCCUCAGAAGAAGAAAGUACAUCCAAGAAAUCUAUUUCUGUUAAAACUACUAAAAUUUCUACAGCGACUGGUAAAAUGACAUCUGCUAAAGGGUCCACAACAUUUAAAAUGGGUACUACAAAAGGAGCAUCUUCAAAACUAACAACAGGUUUCAACAUGAAAACAACUGGGUCAUCAGAGGAAGAAUCAUCUGAAUCAUCAUCUGAAGAAGAAAGUACAUCCAAGAAACCUAUUUCUGGGAAAACUACAAAAGUUUCUACAGCAACUGGUAAAAUAACAUCUGCUAAGAGGUCCAGUCCAUUUGAAACUGGUACUACAAAAGGAGCAUCUUCAAAACUAACAACCAGAUACCAAAGGAAAACAACUGAGUCAUCAGAAGAAGAAUCCACCUCUAGUAAACCUAUUUCAACAAGAACUACAAAGGUGUCAACCUCAUCUGGAAAGUUUUCAAGCACUAAAACAGUUACUCCUAGUAUAAAAACAACUAAACCAUCCACUUCUAAGGUAUCCACUGCAUCAGUUAAAGUAACAACAAAGCAAGCUUCUUCCAGAUUUACCACAGGGUUUCUUAAAACAACAUCUGAAUCUUCCUCAGAAGAAGAAAGUACAUCCAAGAAAUCUAUUUCUGUUAAAACUACUACAAUUUCUACAGCAACUGGUAAAAUGACAUCUGCUAAAGGGUCCACAACAUUUAAAAUGGGUACUACAAAAGGAGCAUCUUCAAGACUAACAACAGGUUUCAACAUGAAAACAACUGGGUCAUCAGAGGAAGAAUCAUCUGAAUCAUCAUCUGAAGAAGAAAGUACAUCCAAGAAACCUAUUUCUGGGAAAACUACAAAAGUUUCUACAGCAACUGGUAAAAUAACAUCUGCUAAGAGGUCCAGUCCAUUUGAAACUGGUACUACAAAAGGAGCAUCUUCAAAACUAACAACCAGUUUCCAAAGGAAAACAACUGAGUCAUCAGAAGAAGAAUUCACCUCUCGUAAACCUAUUUCAACAAGAACUACAAAGGUGUCAACCUCAUCUGGAAAGUUUUCAAGCACUAAAACAGUUACUCCUAUUAAAGUAACAACAAAGCAAGCUUCUUCCAGAUUUACCACAGGGUUUCUUAAAACAACAUCUGAAUCUUCCUCAGAAGAAGAAAGUACAUCCAAGAAAUCUAUUUCUGUUAAAACUACUAAAAUUUCUACAGCGACUGGUAAAAUGACAUCUGCUAAAGGGUCCACAACAUUUAAAAUAGGUACUACAAAAGGAGCAUCUUCAAAACUAACAACAGGUUUCAACAUGAAAACAACUGGGUCAUCAGAGGAAGAAUCAUCUGAAUCAUCAUCUGAAGAAGAAAGUACAUCCAAGAAACCUAUUUCUGGGAAAACUACAAAAGUUUCUACAGCAACUGGUAAAAUAACAUCUGCUAAGAGGUCCAGUCCAUUUGAAACUGGUACUACAAAAGGAGCAUCUUCAAAACUAACAACCAGUUUCCAAAGGAAAACAACUGAGUCAUCAGAAGAAGAAUCCACCUCUCGUAAACCUAUUUCAACAAGAACUACAAAGGUGUCAACCUCAUAUGGAAAGUUUUCAAGCACUAAAACAGUUACUCCUAUUAAAGUAACAACAAAGCAAGCUUCUUCCAGAUUUACCACAGGGUUUCUUAAAACAACAUCUGAAUCUUCCUCAGAAGAAGAAAGUACAUCCAAGAAAUCUAUUUCUGUUAAAACUACUAAAAUUUCUACAGCGACUGGUAAAAUGACAUCUGCUAAAGGGUCCACAACAUUUAAAAUGGGUACUACAAAAGGAGCAUCUUCAAAACUAACAACAGGUUUCAACAUGAAAACAACUGGGUCAUCAGAGGAAGAAUCAUCUGAAUCAUCAUCUGAAGAAGAAAGUACAUCCAAGAAACCUAUUUCUGGGAAAACUACAAAAGUUUCUACAGCAACUGGUAAAAUAACAUCUGCUAAGAGGUCCAGUCCAUUUGAAACUGGUACUACAAAAGGAGCAUCUUCAAAACUAACAACCAGAUACCAAAGGAAAACAACUGAGUCAUCAGAAGAAGAAUCCACCUCUAGUAAACCUAUUUCAACAAGAACUACAAAGGUGUCAACCUCAUCUGGAAAGUUUUCAAGCACUAAAACAGUUACUCCUAUUAAAGUAACAACAAAGCAAGCUUCUUCCAGAUUUACCACAGGGUUUCUUAAAACAACAUCUGAAUCUUCCUCAGAAGAAGAAAGUACAUCCAAGAAAUCUAUUUCUGUUAAAACUACUACAAUUUCUACAGCAACUGGUAAAAUGACAUCUGCUAAAGGGUCCACAACAUUUAAAAUGGGUACUACAAAAGGAGCAUCUUCAAGACUAACAACAGGUUUCAACAUGAAAACAACUGGGUCAUCAGAGGAAGAAUCAUCUGAAUCAUCAUCUGAAGAAGAAAGUACAUCCAAGAAACCUAUUUCUGGGAAAACUACAAAAGUUUCUACAGCAACUGGUAAAAUAACAUCUGCUAAGAGGUCCAGUCCAUUUGAAACUGGUACUACAAAAGGAGCAUCUUCAAAACUAACAACCAGUUUCCAAAGGAAAACAACUGAGUCAUCAGAAGAAGAAUUCACCUCUCGUAAACCUAUUUCAACAAGAACUACAAAGGUGUCAACCUCAUCUGGAAAGUUUUCAAGCACUAAAACAGUUACUCCUAUUAAAGUAACAACAAAGCAAGCUUCUUCCAGAUUUACCACAGGGUUUCUUAAAACAACAUCUGAAUCUUCCUCAGAAGAAGAAAGUACAUCCAAGAAAUCUAUUUCUGUUAAAACUACUAAAAUUUCUACAGCGACUGGUAAAAUGACAUCUGCUAAAGGGUCCACAACAUUUAAAAUAGGUACUACAAAAGGAGCAUCUUCAAAACUAACAACAGGUUUCAACAUGAAAACAACUGGGUCAUCAGAGGAAGAAUCAUCAUCUGAAGAAGAAAGUACAUCCAAGAAACCUAUUUCUGGGAAAACUACAAAAGUUUCUACAGCAGCUGGUAAAAUAACAUCUGCUAAGAGAUCCAGUCCAUUUGAAACUGGUACUACAAAAGGAGCAUCUUCAAAACUAACAACCAGUUUCCAAAGGAAAACAACUGAGUCAUCAGAAGAAGAAUCCACCUCUCGUAAACCUAUUUCAACAAGAAAUACAAAGGUGUCAACCUCAUAUGGAAAGUUUUUAAGCACUAAAACAGUUACUCCUAUUAAAGUAACAACAAAGCAAGCUUCUUCCAGAUUUACCACAGGGUUUCUUAAAACAACAUCUGAAUCUUCCUCAGAAGAAGAAAGUACAUCCAAGAAAUCUAUUUCUGUUAAAACUACUAAAAUUUCUACAGCAACUGGUAAAAUGACAUCUGCUAAAGGGUCCACAACAUUUAAAAUGGGUACUACAAAAGGAGCAUCUUCAAAACUAACAACAGGUUUCAACAUGAAAACAACUGGGUCAUCAGAGGAAGAAUCAUCUGAAUCAUCAUCUGAAGAAGAAAGUACAUCCAAGAAACCUAUUUCUGGGAAAACUACAAAAGUUUCUACAGCAACUGGUAAAAUAACAUCUGCUAAGAGGUCCAGUCCAUUUGAAACUGGUACUACGAAAGGAGCAUCUUCAAAACUAACAACCAGUUUCCAAAGGAAAACAACUGAGUCAUCAGAAGAAGAAUCCACUUCUCGUAAACCUAUUUCAACAAGAACUACAAAGGUGUCAACCUCAUAUGGAAAGUUUUCAAGCACUAAAACCGUUACUCCUAUUAAAGUAACAACAAAGCAAGCUUCUUCCAGAUUUACCACAGGGUUUCUUAAAACAACAUCUGAAUCUUCCUCAGAAGAAGAAAGUACAUCCAAGAAAUCUAUUUCUGUUAAAACUACUAAAAUUUCUACAGCAACUGGUAAAAUGACAUCUGCUAAAGGGUCCACAACAUUUAAAAUGGGUACUACAAAAGGAGCAUCUUCAAAACUAACAACAGGUUUCAACAUGAAAACAACUGGGUCAUCAAAGGAAGAAUCAUCUGAAUCAUCAUCUGAAGAAGAAAGUACAUCCAAGAAACCUAUUUCUGGGAAAACUACAAAAGUUUCUACAGCAACUGGUAAAAUAACAUCUGCUAAGAGGUCCAGUCCAUUUGAAACUGGUACUACGAAAGGAUCAUCUUCAAAACUAACAACCAGUUUCCAAAGGAAAACAACUGAGUCAUCAGAAGAAGAAUCCACUUCUCGUAAACCUAUUUCAACAAGAACUACAAAGAUGUCAACCUCAUAUGGAAAGUUUUCAAGCACUAAAACCGUUACUCCUAUUAAAGUAACAACAAAGCAAGCUUCUUCCAGAUUUACCACAGGGUUUCUUAAAACAACAUCUGAAUCUUCCUCAGAAGAAGAAAGUACAUCCAAGAAAUCUAUUUCUGUUAAAACUACUAAAAUUUCUACAGCAACUGGUAAAAUGACAUCUGCUAAAGGGUCCACAACAUUUAAAAUGGGUACUACAAAAGGAGCAUCUUCAAAACUAACAACAGGUUUCAACAUGAAAACAACUGGGUCAUCAGAGGAAGAAUCAUCUGAAUCAUCAUCUGAAGAAGAAAGUACAUCCAAGAAACCUAUUUCUGGGAAAACUACAAAGGUUUCUACAGCAGCUGGUAAAAUAACAUCUGCUAAGAGGUCCAGUCUAUUUGAAACUGGUACUACAAAAGGAGCAUCUUCAAAACUAACAACCAGUUUCCAAAGGAAAACAACUGAGUCAUCAGAAGAAGAAUCCACCUCUCGUAAACCUAUUUCAACAAGAAAUACAAAGGUGUCCACCUCAUAUGGAAAGUUUUCAAGCACUAAAACAGUUACUCCUAUUAAAGUAACAACAAAGCAAGCUUCUUCCAGACUUACCACAGGGUUUCUUAAAACAACAUCUGAAUCUUCCUCAGAUGAAGAAAGUACAUCCAAGAAAUCUAUUUCUGUUAAAACUACUAAAAUUUCUACAGCAACUGGUAAAAUUACAUCUGCUAAAGGGUCCACAACAUUUAAAAUGGGUACUACAAAAGGAGCAUCUUCAAAACUAACAACAGGUUUCAACAUGAAAACAACUGGGUCAUCAGAGGAAGAAUCAUCUGAAUCAUCAUCUGAAGAAGAAAGUACAUCCAAGAAACCUAUUUCUGGGAAAACUACAAAAGUUUCUACAGCAACUGGUAAAAUAACAUCUGCUAAGAGGUCCAGUCCAUUUGAAACUGGUACUACGAAAGGAUCAUCUUCAAAACUAACAACCAGUUUCCAAAGGAAAACAACUGAGUCAUCAGAAGAAGAAUCCACUUCUCGUAAACCUAUUUCAACAAGAACUACAAAGGUGUCAACCUCAUAUGGAAAGUUUUCAAGCACUAAAAGCGUUACUCCUAUUAAAGUAACAACAAAGCAAGCUUCUUCCAGAUUUACCACAGGGUUUCUUAAAACAACAUCUGAAUCUUCCUCAGAAGAAGAAAGUACAUCCAAGAAAUCUAUUUCUGUUAAAACUACUAAAAUUUCUACAGCAACUGGUAAAAUGACAUCUGCUAAAGGGUCCACAACAUUUAAAAUGGGUACUACAAAAGGAGCAUCUUCAAAACUAACAACAGGUUUCAACAUGAAAACAACUGGGUCAUCAGAGGAAGAAUCAUCUGAAUCAUCAUCUGAAGAAGAAAGUACAUCCAAGAAACCUAUUUCUGGGAAAACUACAAAGGUUUCUACAGCAGCUGGUAAAAUAACAUCUGCUAAGAGGUCCAGUCUAUUUGAAACUGGUACUACAAAAGGAGCAUCUUCAAAACUAACAACCAGUUUCCAAAGGAAAACAACUGAGUCAUCAGAAGAAGAAUCCACCUCUCGUAAACCUAUUUCAACAAGAAAUACAAAGGUGUCCACCUCAUAUGGAAAGUUUUCAAGCACUAAAACAGUUACUCCUAUUAAAGUAACAACAAAGCAAGCUUCUUCCAGACUUACCACAGGGUUUCUUAAAACAACAUCUGAAUCUUCCUCAGAUGAAGAAAGUACAUCCAAGAAAUCUAUUUCUGUUAAAACUACUAAAAUUUCUACAGCAACUGGUAAAAUGACAUCUGCUAAAGGGUCCACAACAUUUAAAAUGGGUACUACAAAAGGAGCGUCUUCAAAAUUAACAACAGGUUUCAACAUGAAAACAACUGGGUCAUCAGAGGAAGAAUCAUCUGAAUCAUCAUCUGAAGAAGAAAGUACAUCCAAGAAACCUAUUUCUGGGAAAACUACAAAAGUUUCUACAGCAACUGGUAAAAUAACAUCUGCUAAGAGGUCCAGUCCAUUUGAAACUGGUACUACGAAAGGAGCAUCUUCAAAACUAACAACCAGUUUCCAAAGGAAAACAACUGAGUCAUCAGAAGAAGAAUCCACUUCUCGUAAACCUAUUUUAACAAGAACUACAAAGGUGUCAACCUCAUAUGGAAAGUUUUCAAGCACUAAACCAGUUACUCCUAUUAAAGUAACAACAAAGCAAGCUUCUUCCAGAUUUACCACAGGGUUUCUUAAAACAACAUCUGAAUCUUCCUCAGAAGAAGAAAGUACAUCCAAGAAAUCUAUUUCUGUUAAAACUACUAAAAUUUCUACAGCAACUGGUAAAAUGACAUCUGCUAAAGGGUCCACAACAUUUAAAAUGGGUACUACAAAAGGAGCGUCUUCAAAAUUAACAACAGGUUUCAACAUGAAAACUACUGGGUCAUCAGAGGAAGAAUCAUCUGAAUCAUCAUCUGAAGAAGAAAGUACAUCCAAGAAACCUAUUUCUGGGAAAACUACAAAAGUUUCUACAGCAGCUGGUAAAAUAACAUCUGCUAAGAGAUCCAGUCCAUUUGAAACUGGUACUACAAAAGGAGCAUCUUCAAAACUAACAACCAGUUUCCACAGGAAAACAACUGAGUCAUCAGAAGAAGAAUCCACCUCUCGUAAACCUAUUUCAACAAGAUCUACAGAGUUAUCAACCUCAUAUGGAAAGUUUUCAAGCACUAAAGCUUUUACUCCUAGUAUAAAAACAACUAAACCAUCCACUUCUAAGGUAUCCACUGCAUCGGUGAAAGUAACAACAAAGCAAUCUUCUUCCAGAUCUACCAAAGGGUUUCUUAAAACAACAUCUGAAUCAUCAUCUGAAGAAGAAAGUACAUCCAAGAAACCUGUUUCUGAGAAAACUGCUAAAGUUUCUACAACUACUGGUAAAAUUACAUCUGCUAAAAAGUCCACUCCAUUUGAAAUAGGUACUACAAAAGUAGCUUCUUCAAAACUAACAACAGGUUUCAACAUGAAAACAACUGGGUCAUCGGAAGUAGAAUCUACCUCUCGUAAACCUAUUUCAACAAGAUCUACAAAAGUUUCGACCUCAUAUGGGGAGUUCUCAAGCACCAAAACAGUUACUCCUGGUAUAAAAACAACUAAACCAUCCUCUAAGGUAUCCACUGCAUCGGUUAAAGUAACAACAAAAGCAACUUCUUCCAGGUUUUCCACAUCUGAAUCAUCAUCUGAAGAGGAAAGUACAUCCAAAAAACCUAUUUCAAUGAAAACUACAAAAGCUACUGGUUUUCAGCAAUCAACUAUUGGGUCAUCAGAGGAAGAAAGCACGCCCACUACCAAGUGUCUAUGUAGUGUUAAUGGGUCCUUGAUUCCACCUGGUAAAAUGUUAUACAACACAACUGAUAAUGCUGGUUGGUGUUUCUACGCACAAUGUAAUGCGAGAUGCCAAGUGGAGAGGUACAGUGAAGAAUGUCAUAGGUCUACAGCUCCCACAAUGGCAGGCAGCACCACAACUGCAAAAUCAGUCACUGCAAGAACAUCUGCAGUCACCUCUAAAAAGACAAGUAGCGCAACAAUAGACAAGAGUACAAAGAUGUCUACAACAAGAACGUCCACAUCAAGAACGUCCACAUCAAGUACCAGGUCCUCCUCUUAUGAGUGCAGUGCAGUAACGCCUCCAAGAAAGUUGAGUGAAACCUGGGUAAUGGACAAAUGUACAAAUGCAACUUGCACUGGGCAAAAUGAGAUAAUUAUGAACACAAUGAAAUGCGCACCUAUUAAUAAACUGGUCUGUGCUAACCGCUUUCAACCCAAGAAGACAUAUGACGAGAGUGGUUGCUGCUAUCAAAAUGAGUGUGAAUGUGUCUGCGGCGGAUGGGGUGUGGCUCAUUACAUCACCUUUGACGGCACCUACUAUGACUUCAGUGGAAGAUGCACCUAUGUCCUGGUCCAGCAGAUCACACCACGCUUUGACCAUUUUAGAGUUUACAUCAAUAAUUUCUCUUGUAACCCAGAUGAUCCUGAUUGUGUUAAGACUCUUCGCAUCAUGUACAAGACUGACACAGUAGUGCUAAUGUCUCAGGAAGUGAAAAAACGACCUUUGAACAAGGUGUAUGUAAAUGAGAAGAUAGUUUAUCCAGCAUUCUCACAAAAUGGCAUAAACAUCAUUGACUCUGGUAUAUUCUUGGUUGUGGAGAUACCAGAGCUGGGAGCAUACAUUUCAUUUAAUGUAUUAAGCUUCACCAUCAAGUUGCCGUACAGCAAAUUCUUCAGCAAUACAGAAGGCCACUGUGGAAAAUGCUCUAACAAUCGCCUUGAUGAUUGCAUCUUGCCCAGUGGAGCUUUGGCACCAUCGUGUGUUCAAAUGGCAGGAAACUGGGGUGCGCCAGGUCAAGAUCCAUCUUCCUGCAGCCCUAUUCCCACCACCACCACUAGAUCUACUCUCCGAUCAUCCACCUACUCCCCUUCAUAUUACUCCACUCUAUUAUCCAGUAAAACCAAGACAUCUUCAUCAAGUCGGCCAGCCAGUCUGCCCCCGAUGUCUUCAUCAAGUCGUGGAACUAGUCUUCCCCCAUCUACACUCCCAAGCACUAUUGCAUCCACUAGAACCGAGGAGCCCUGCAACCCUCCUGAUGUCUGCAAGCUUAUUCUGAGCAGCGCCUUUGAGAUGUGCCACACAGUGGUGCCUCCAGAGCCGUUCUACCAGGCCUGCGUCAAUGAUGGCUGCACUAAAUCUGAGGGUCCCAUCAUCUGCUCUAACUUGGAGGCCUAUGCCAGACUGUGCGCUAUACAAGGCGUCUGUGUAGAUUGGAGAAACAGAACUCAUGGCGUAUGCCCCAAAAAUUGUCCUACAAACCAGGUAUAUAAGGCAUGUGGCCUCCCGGUAGAACCUACCUGUAACUCCAGGUACAACAACCAACAUGUUGACAAUGCACCACAGUACUUUGUGGAAGGAUGUUACUGUCCUGAGGGAACCACACGAUUCAACACAAUUUCUGAUCAAUGCGUCUCAUCUUGCGGUUGCACUGGACCAAAUGGAAUGCCCAGACAGCCUGGAGAAGUUUGGGACAGUAACUGUCAGACCUGUAUGUGUGACAACAUGACAAUGAGUGUGCAGUGCGCAGCUUACUCUUGUGCCUUAACCACCCCUGUACCCUGCACUGAGGAGGGGACACGGCCGGUGUUUGUGCCCAAUCCCACCAACCCGUGCUGCCAGGUUUCACAGUGCCGUUGUAACACCAGCCUCUGCUCCAGUGUGAAGAAGACUUGUAAGCCUGGUUAUGAAGCUGUGUCUGAGAUGCCAGCUGGCACGUGCUGCCCGGUGUACAGAUGUGUGCCCAAAGCUGUCUGUGUGCAGAAUGGAACCGAGUAUCAGCCUGGAGCUGUUAUUCCUGGCCAGAAGCCCUGUGAGAGGUGUAUGUGCAAUGAUGCAAUGACUAACAUGUCCGGCCUACAUACAGUUACCUGCAGCCCAAUUCCAUGUAACAAGCAAUGUCCAGAGGGGUCAGAGUAUCAAUUGCUCCCCAGCCAAUGCUGUGGAACCUGUGUACAAACUCACUGCAUCAUGGAUCUACCAGAUAAUUCAGUUUAUUUGCUUAAGCCUGGAAAAGUUUGGUCCCAUCCUGGAGACAACUGCACUCAGUAUGAGUGUGUGACGCAGAAGAGCAAGUUAAUUACUGUUGUCACCAAGAAGACCUGUCCACUGAUCAACCUAGAAGAAUGUGUCCCAGGAACAAUUAAAAAAGAUCCCAGUGGUUGUUGUCUAAUCUGUGUCCAAGAGCCUAAGAAGUGCCAAACGAAAAAGACCCAAAAAAUCAUCCUUCAAAACAACUGUUCCUCCGCUUCACCCGUUGUGAUGUCCUUCUGCCAAGGAGAUUGUGAAAGUUCCUCUGUAUUUUCUAGAAAGACACAGUCAAUGGAGCACAAAUGCAGUUGUUGUCAGGAGACAAAAUUGGUAAAGAAAACAAUCAGUUUAAUGUGCCCGUCAGGAAAGACAAUGGAAUAUUCCUACACCGAUAUCAAGAGCUGCGCUUGCGUUGACACUCAGUGUGUGAAGUAUAACGUCAGCAAGAGUCAGGAAGAAAAUGAGGAUUCUGAAGAUAUUGAGUCAAAUGAAGAUCAGAGCAGAAUUAAAUUAGUUACUAAAGGCUCUGACAAAAUAGCAAUAACACAAAAUAAAAGUCUAAAGAUCCCACUAAUCUAG